CAGGCAGUAAGUCUAUCACGGAAAUCCGUUCCGCCAGCUUGAAGAUCAUACCAUUGUGGGUUAACUUGGAGCUUGCUGCGUUUUUGCGGCUCUACGAACAGACUGGCCUAGGGGCGUUCAUCGCACAGGUAGAAGCUGCGUCGAAGGGCAGUGGAUAUACUGGCGCCGGAAACGGAAACCACAUUGGGAUUGGAGGUGGUGGUAGCAUGAAUUUCAGUCAAAAAAGUAGUCGAAUCAGAAGCCAAGGUGGCCAAGAAAAUGGCACAGACGCCUUGGCUCGCUACUUGCGUGCUUUUGGCAGGAGGAGCAUGGGUCAUGGCGCGUCUUCAAUAUUAUCGGCAACAGCUACUUCCUCAGGUGGAAAAGGACUAGGAUCUUCAUCACCACGUGAAGCACGAGCAUCAUCUUCUUC
Messenger RNA from Amoebophrya sp. A25, 412 nucleotides. The record is from the annotation of a GenBank genome assembly. NCBI's taxonomy places the organism in Eukaryota, Dinophyceae, Syndiniales, Amoebophryaceae.